Camelina sativa (false flax) is the source of this 1907-nucleotide messenger RNA. Its product is annotated as protein DETOXIFICATION 19. Gene Ontology annotation, cellular component: membrane. Gene Ontology annotation, biological process: xenobiotic detoxification by transmembrane export across the plasma membrane. Lineage: Eukaryota; Viridiplantae; Streptophyta; Magnoliopsida; Brassicales; Brassicaceae. Gene Ontology annotation, molecular function: xenobiotic transmembrane transporter activity; antiporter activity. The record is from RefSeq and is a predicted model, not a curated record.
AUUACUAAUUUUCAAGUCUAAAGCAUGGAGCACGUUCUGUUUUUUAUUGUCUAAAUCAUAUUUUAUUUUUCUGUUAUGAGUAAUUGUGCUCUGUUUUUCGAGCUGUCAUGCUCUGUUCUUUUGUUUCAUGAACUUUUUUUUUUUUUAAUUAGACGGAAAAUAUUUAAAAAUAAAUAAAUAAAAUUAAUUAUUAGAUUUUAGUGUCAUGUUUCUGCGUCCAUGUCUUGUUUAUCUCUCUUAUUUUCUUUUCCAUUCUUCACCUAGCCAAUACACAGUUCUCAUCUUCAAACUCUUAACCAAAUCCAAUGGCUGAUCCCACGACGCUCUCUCCGUUGUUGGAUGAGUACCAUGAAGGUGAAGGAGAUGAUAGAGUAAGUAGAAGAACAACAACUUGGGUUGAAAAACUGGUCGACGUGGAAGAAACAAAGGCUCAAAUUAUUUACUCUCUGCCAAUGAUAUUCACCAAUCUUUUCUACUAUUGUAUCCCUUUAACCUCUGUGAUGUUUUCUUCUCACCUCGGCCAACUCGAGCUCGCCGGUGCCACCCUUGCCAAUUCUUUCGCCACCGUCUCUGGUUAUGCCUUCAUGAUAGGAUUAAGUGGAGCACUUGAGACAUUGUGUGGACAAGGCUUCGGUGCAAAAAACUACAGGAUGUUGGGGAUUCAUCUACAAUCAUCUUGCAUUGUCUCAUUGGUCUUCUCCAUCCUCAUCACCAUAUUCUGGUUUUACACAGAAUCGAUUUUUGUGUUUCUCAGACAAGAUCCUAGCAUCUCAAAACAAGCUGCACUCUAUAUGAAGUACCUAACCCCCGGUUUGGUGGCUUUCGGGUUCUUACAAAAUAUUCUGAGAUUUUGCCAAACACAAUCCAUCAUUACUCCACUAGUCAUCCUCUCGUUUAUUCCCUUGGUGGUUAAUGUUGGUAUCGCAUAUGUUCUGGUAUAUGUUGCUGGGUUUGGAUUCAUUGGUGCUCCAAUAGCUACAUCUAUUUCAACGUGGGUAGCAUUCCUAGCUCUCGGAAUUUAUGUGAUCUGUUCAGAAAAUUUUAAGGAAACAUGGACUGGAUACUCGUUGGAAUCAUUCCGUUACGUCGUAAUAAACUUGACAUUAAGUAUCCCUUCCGCUGCUAUGGUAUGUUUGGAAUAUUGGGCGUUCGAGAUUCUUGUGUUCAUGGCAGGAGUGAUGCCAAAUCCGGAAAUCAAUACUUCUUUGGUAGCUAUAUGCGUCACCACGGAAUCGAUUAGCUACAUGUUAACAUAUGGACUUAGCGCAGCUGCAAGUACCCGUGUGUCCAACGAACUUGGAGCUGGAAAUAUAGAAGGCGCAAAGAAAGCGACUUCUGUGUCCGUUAAGUUGUCUUUAGUUCUUGCUCUCGGCGUAGUGAUUGCCAUACUUGUAGGUCAUGAUGUAUGGGUUGGCUUUUAUAGCAAUAGCCUUGUGAUUAAAGAGGAGUUUGCAUCAAUGAGGUUUUUCCUUGCUGCUUCUAUAACUCUUGAUUCGAUCCAAGGUGUUCUAUCAGGAGUUGCAAGAGGAUGUGGAUGGCAGAAUGUAGUCACGGUUAUCAAUUUGGGAACAUUCUACUUAAUUGGAAUGCCUAUUGCUGCCUUUUGUGGUUUCAAAUUGGAAUUAUAUGCCAAGGGUUUGUGGAUUGGUAUGAUAUGUGGGAUAUUUUGCCAAUCCUCAUCUCUCUUGCUCAUGACAAUUUUCCGGAAGUGGACAAAGCUGACUGAUGCUACGGUCUGAAAAACCACUAGUUCCGAUUUUUCUAGGGAGGCACAUUUCUUUUAAUAAGCAAUAUGGAAUAAAAUAUUUUUGAGUAAAAAAAUUCGAUUUAUCAUUGGGAGAAGACUGUCAUUGUGGACCAGAUAACUUAUGAUUUUUUUUCUAAACGCCAAGCUAUAACUUAUCUUU